CACGCAUUCAGCCGCCGAGCUUUCCCUCUCCACCUCUUCUUUCUAUCUACAGCUACAGCUACAGCCGUUAGGAAGUAGCCUGGCCGCCAUCCGCGCUGGAUGGCGCCUUCCUUCACCACUCCAUGAAGUAUGAGUCACCUGCGACGUGACACGCAGACCGAACAAGAGACAAAGAGACUCGGCAAGAGACGAGACACCCACUCACAGACGCAUCCACACACAGACACACAGACACGAAGACUCACCCACAGACGAGCACCAACCGAUGCGAUGCUCAAUCUCGCAUUGAGCAAUGCAACUAGACAAAAGACAGAGAGGCCAAGACAUUCGCCACCUAAAGGCACACACGGGCUUUCACGUCCCACAUCCCGCAGGUGUCGCCAUUCGCACACCCACAGGCAGACCCACCCACACACACGUUUUCCACUGCCUGUUCUUUCUCUUCUGGCUGCCUGUUCUGCGCCCGUGCCAAUGAGAGACGCACGUGUCGACACACAGCACUUGACGGUCACACAUUCGCUGAAACACGCUGCGACAGACCACAUCGCACCAAUGACGCGGACACAACGAACACAGAGGGCCGAGACCAGAGAGGCCGCCUCACAGCUGAAUAAAGGCAAUACGCAUAUAGCACAGCCAUCAGAGACCCCUCAAUUGAUCUGACCUCACACUCACACCACGGUGAGCACCUCCACUUCGUCAGCCAUGAAAAACUCACUGCCCCCAAACCGGGCAAUGCCAUAUUCACCUUCCCUCACCCCCACAUAGCCAUCACGCACAUAACGGCUGGGGAGCCAAUGACGGCAGCUGCGCAUAUCAGCAGGAGCGCCAUCCUCACAGCCCAAAUCCAGGCUACAACCGAUCCCACCGAUGCACAGCUUCGCCCUAUGCACUGGCAGCCUCCCCUCCCGCCCGGCCACAUGCACUGGCAGCCAGCCAUCACCCAUUUUGGUAGGUCCCUUGAUGAAGUGGCCGGCUAGCGAGAAAUGCCACACAUCACAGAUGUAGGUGUUGUUGCCUCUUGGGUCAUUGGGCAGCCGGAUGCCGGCACGGAUGAAGGCGCCGAAGACGUACUUGUCCUUGCCGAUGACGAACACGAGGCCACUCGCAUCGUUCACACACCGCAGCAGAUCGCCAUACGACGGCCCGUCACGUGAUGCCCUGAAUGAAGAACACACACGCACACACGCACGCAGACACGCACAGAUAGGCACACGGAGUCAAACGAUGGACGAUGCCAAUGACAAGAGCAGGGUACCUGUAGAUGAGUUUCAGUCUGCCCGCAAUUGUCGGUCCGAGAAACCGAUCGAGUGCCGCCGACUGGAGCGCAUCAAAGUUUGCACCCUCAAUCACCUGCAAUCAAAAAACACAAGGCAGGAUGAUCAGCACAUCUAUACUUCUCUCUCGCUGACGUGUGUGUGACCUUGAGUGAGAGCAGCGACAGGCUCUCAACACGAAUGACCUCCACUUCGUCUGCCAUGAAGGACUUACUGCCCCCAAACAGAGCACUGCCAUACUCAUCGGAUUCCCUCACCCCCACAUAGCCAUCAGGCACAUCAUCGAUGUGGAUCCACUGACCGCAGCUGCACAUGGAACCAGCAGCAGCGCCACCCUUACCUAACCACAGGCACCUACUGAGCCCACCGAUCCCCAGCCUCGCCCCAUACACUGGCAGCCCCCCCCGCCGCCCGGCCACUCUCACUGUCUGCCUGUCUCCCCACGCCGUGGUUGGUUCGGCGAAGUGGCCGGCUAGAGAAAAAUGCCACCCAUUACAGAUGUAGGUGUUGUUGCCUCCUGGGUGGUCGGGCAGCCGGAUGCCGGCACUCAUAGAGACGCCAAAAACGUACCUGUCCUUGCGGAUGAGGAACACCAGGCCCUUCGUGUCGCCCACACAGCGCAGCAAGUCGCCGUACUCUGCGCCGUCACGCGAAGCCCUGAGAACAUCAGGGACAACAGAGAACGACACAUGAUUGAUUGCAGUGUCUGUGAUGUGGUUUGUGUGUCGCACCUGUACAGCAGGGUGAAUUCACAUUCGUCCCACAUGCCGAGCGCCAAGACGGAGUGGAGGGCCGCACAUUCAGUGGAACUCAGACUGCUGCCAACGACCACCUGCAUACAUAAAGAGGGAGGUGAGGGCAAUUGUGACACUGCAAUCACCCCAUGGGGACUCUCACCUGUGGGUCGGGCGGUUGGUCGUCCCCGUCUGUCGUGCUGCGACUUGAGAGAGCCGUGAUGCCAUCCGGCACACCGUCAGACACACUGACGACAUCACCAUCGUCCUGAUAAGAGUACAAGAGACAUGUACGACAAGUGAGUUGCUGUCGGGUUUGUCUGCGUCAGUCUGACCUCUCGUAUGUCACUGAGGCGAUCGUCGGCAGUGACAGUUAACACAGACUUGACCGAUGAACGGGACAGCACCUGCACACACAAACUCACAAUGCCUCCCCGUCUGUGUGGGUGUCCAUUUCAUUGCGUUUCACUCACCACAGACGGCGGGCCCUCUCGGUGGCUGCGUGUGGGGGUCUUUUGGAUCUUGUUUAGCUGCCUUUCGUCGGUCUGUCGGCUCUCUGACGGUGGCAUCUGAACGACAACAGAGACAAUCAAAUAUGCUGCUUUGUUGAAAAGAUGAGUGAGCCCUCUUGUCCUGCUUACCUUCAUGGUGUUUGAUGGCUCUGACGUCUGCGACUGUGUGUCGAGCGGCCGAUCGCCACCAGCAGCAUCGUCGUCUGGUGGACAGGUGGUGGCCUGCAGCCAGCCAAGUUAAGACAGACAAAAGGCCUCAGUUGUCGCCGUCGUGUCUGCCCUGUUACCUGUCGGCUGAGGCCGGUGAUUGGUUCGGUAAACCCAUCCGCCAUUCGCACCGCAGCUGACUCGUCCACCACUUGGCCCUGCAAGGCAGCACAGGAGAAACAUACACGGCUGGGUGGAUCGUCUGACGUCCUACCUGCUGAUCGCUGGGUCUGUCGCUUGGCAGCGCUGUCGCAGACUCGGUACGCCGGGCAUGUGGCUGUAUGGUGGGCACCUGCUGGUUGGGUGUGGUGGGCUGCUUGGGAGGCACAGAUCGAGUCCGCUUGAAGCACGGAUGCUCAGUUUUCCCAAAGCUGUUGUAGAAAACUUCGCAGAUGAGACAGUAGCUGCGCCUCUUCACUAAGUCCCAUUUGUCUUGGUAGUCGUAGGUGAAGCUGAAGCUUGCCCAGUCCUUCAAUUUGAUGCGCGCUGACGGAAGCAGGCGGCCAGAGUGCGCUGAUGCCGGCUGCUGUGACGUCUGCGGGUCCUUGGGCGGGUAGCCACGGUACUCGAUGAAGAAGCUCCCGCCUGCUGGUGCUGCUGGUGCUACUGCACUGGCACUAUGCUCCUUCUGAAGAGCCUUCGGUGGCUCGUGUUGCUGCAGCUCGGAAGCGGCCGGUGCAGAGGCAAAGGCAGCAGAAGCGCCAGCGCCCUCAGCCACCUGGCCGGCCUCGUGUGCAUCUGGAGUGGAGGAGGGGAGGGGGUGGGAACGGAGGUUGAAGGACGGAGCUGCUUGGUGUUUGUUUAUUAACUCUGCGAGAAGAGUGAGAGAGGUACAGCAUGUCACGAAGAAAAUGCUGUACCUCUUACCGAAGUUUUCAGUCGUCAUGUGGCUUCGCUCUGGGAAUCCAAGAGAUGCGCUCUCCACUUCCAGGUUGAGCGGAGGGGGCAGCUGCUUGUUCAGCUCAUCGACGAACUCCUGCCGAAGUGCAACAUCGAUGGCACAGGCGAGUUGGCGCCCUUUCAGGUCCCUCAGCCGUCUGCAGUGCCCCAGCCUGAAGGACUCUGGUCGCUUGUCGGAGGCUACCCUUCCCCUCGGCCAGUUGAACGGACCAAGGGGAAGCCUCUGGCUGCUUAAGGGGCGGUCUUUGUCGUAUGUGCGCCAGUUGCCAUGAAGAAGUUGCAGAAACUCCUGCUUGACGCGCUGCUGUGCCCACUGCGGUGGGGGGGACUGGGGGGCGGUACUCGGGCUCGCACUCAUCCUCCGCAGAGAGACCUGGAGGUAGAGAUCUGUCGUCGGAAGGAGGAAUCAGCGCUCCCG
Molecule: messenger RNA, 4048 nt
Organism: Vitrella brassicaformis
Lineage: Eukaryota; Vitrellaceae
Source: the annotation of a GenBank genome assembly